AUCUAAGUACUUCAAACUCAUCUUCAUUGCUGAUCCGGAAAAUUUUGAACGGUGAAUGGAGAUUUUUUUUCUAAACGACUGUAUUAGGCCCUACCAUACUAUACAGAUUACAGGGGGCGUUCUGUAUGAGGCUCCAUGAGUUCACAUCCCGCACGAGUGCGGUCCCGCUCAUGGACGGAAAGAGAGAGAAAGCGGCAUGACAUAAGGGACGGUCCACUGCAUCUGGCAUUGCAAAUCAAUUGACUACGUGGCAUUUUGGCACAGUUUCGUCUGCUACCUGGCGUCUAGGCAACGUUUCAGCUGCUUAGCAAACAACACUCGUAAAAACAAAUACUCAAAUUCAAAGGAUGUCUCCUAUGUCAGCGUCAAUGAGAGGAAUUUGUGGACUCGGGAUCUAUUAAUGCUACCCCGUCUAGCCAAAAUAUCUUGUGCUCGCAUCAAUUCGGUUAACAUUUUGCUGAUCUGCAGCAAUCUGUUUUUUUUUGUGAAGUAUCUGUUUUAGGUAAGUCAUAUACUGAGCUUAAAUUUGGGGAAAAAUGAGUUCUCAGGUAAUGAAAAAUGAUUUUUGUCGUCAGGGUUGUGUGAAUAUGGCGAGUGCUACCUUGACAUCAGCUCUGAGGCCGUCUUUAUGCAAGGUUUCUGCAGGGUCGUUUGGUGUGAGUCGAACUCGCGUCGCAGCAGCACGGCCCCUGCAACUCAAGAGCACGAACCGUGCCUCUUUCACAACCCUUCCUAGCUCUCUCAGAUCUGGUUCAUUUUUUAUGGGUAAUGUGCUGAGUUGUAAAGCCGACAAACUGGGCGGAAGGGGGAAACGUGGUGGUACUAGUUCUAUCCAAUGCGCGCGCGUGGACCUGCUGUACUCAACGGAGGCUUUGCGUUGGCUGUUUGCUGUCUCUUCUGUGGUUUUGAUGUUUUCAAAACACACCGUCAUCCGUAAAUCUUUUCUUGUGCCACUUUUGGCUUUGCAGGCACCUGGAGAUGUUGUUUCAUGGAUCAGAGGUGACUAUGGUUUAUGGACUGCCUUCACAAUUUUCCUUAUUCGCCUUUUUUACCCAAUUCCUGGGGAAAUGGAGUUGCCUCUGUUAUUUGUCUUGCUUGUGAUUAUUGCUCCUUCUCAGGCAUCGAGCAUGAGAGGAACCCAAGCAAGUAUGGUUAUUUCCAUAGCCAUUUCUGCAUACUUGAGUUUUCAACACUUCACCAACGCAGGUAGCGUGAAAAAAGCUUUUGAGCAGAAUUCUGUUGUAGCGAGCAUUGCUUCUCUGUGCCUUAUCUGUGUACCUAUAUGGUUUCUCAUUCAAGGAUUUAUAUUUUAAGCCACUGUCAUUUCCAAGAUAGUGAAACGAAUGUAAAGGCAAUGCGGUCCCUUAUCAUGUCAUCUAUGUCACCAUGUUAGAUACGUAUUUUUUAUUACUGUAAGGCUGGUCAGCUAGUGAAUAGAUGAAGAUUCACUAAUUGGCAGGCUCCAUUAUCAAUCUCUUAGUAGCGUCAUAUUUUAGUUUGGCUCUAUAAUCAUACCACCUUGUCUCAAAGCAGAUUACUUGACUACUACUACUAUCAACUGGAUUAGAUAAGCUAUCUUGUUGGGACAAGUAUGUGUACAUGUAACUUAUAUGUAACUUAUUACAUAAGUUAAUGGAUUAGAUAAGCUAUCUUGUUGGGAAGUA
Molecule: messenger RNA, 1664 nt
Organism: Cryptomeria japonica (Japanese cedar)
Lineage: Eukaryota; Viridiplantae; Streptophyta; Pinopsida; Cupressales; Cupressaceae
Product: cold-regulated 413 inner membrane protein 2, chloroplastic
Exons: 6
Coding region: 537-1313 (258 amino acids)
Cellular component (GO): membrane
Source: RefSeq, a predicted model, not a curated record